Pristis pectinata (smalltooth sawfish) is the source of this 3277-nucleotide messenger RNA. Its product is annotated as adiponectin receptor protein 1. Lineage: Eukaryota; Metazoa; Chordata; Chondrichthyes; Rhinopristiformes; Pristidae. Gene Ontology annotation, cellular component: plasma membrane. Gene Ontology annotation, molecular function: signaling receptor activity. Gene Ontology annotation, biological process: adiponectin-activated signaling pathway. The record is from RefSeq and is a predicted model, not a curated record. The transcript is spliced from 8 exons. The coding region runs from base 180 to 1304 and encodes 374 amino acids.
UGCCCGGGCCCCGGAAGUGACGGGUUUGGGGGCUGCGGGGAGCGGAGGAGCUGAUCGUCGGCCCGGGGACGGGGGGCCGGAGCGGGCGGGACGGGACGGCACGGCACGGCCAGCGGCGCCCGCAAGCACCCCCGCCACACUCGGCCUUUGCUAGGCAGAAGGCUUGGAGUGCAGCGUCCAUGUCUGUCCCGAGACCACCGAGUGAAGUGUGUGGGGGGUCCAAAAACAGCGGCCAGAGAAGCAAUGUCGAACUAACGGAACUGCUGGAUGACAAACCCAAACCCCAGGCUGGUGGGAGCUCUGCAGCCGGAAUGGAAGUUAAGACAGACCCUGGAACACAAAAUGAGGAGGAAGAGGAAGAGGAGGUGCGAGUGCUGACCCUCCCUCUCCAGGCUCAUCAUGCAAUGGAGAAGAUGGAGGAGUUUGUGUACAAGGUUUGGGAGGGCCGUUGGCGAGUGAUCCCUUAUGACGUGCUCCCUGAUUGGCUGAAGGACAACGACUAUCUCCUUUAUGGACACAGGCCACCUAUGCCCUCAUUUCGAGCUUGCUUCAAGAGCAUCUUUAGGAUCCACACGGAGACCGGUAACAUCUGGACGCAUCUAUUGGGUUUUGUGUUUUUCCUGGGUCUGGGAAUCUUGACCCUCCUGAGGCCCAAUAUGUACUUCAUGGCCCCUCUGCAGGAGAAGGUGGUCUUUGGAAUGUUCUUCCUGGGAGCUGUCCUCUGCCUCAGCUUCUCCUGGCUCUUCCACACAGUGUACUGCCACUCCGAGAAAGUCUCCAGAACGUUCUCCAAAUUGGACUAUUCAGGAAUCGCCUUGCUCAUUAUGGGCAGCUUCGUGCCCUGGUUGUAUUACUCUUUCUACUGCUCCCCCCAGCCCCGGCUCAUCUACCUCGGGAUCGUCUGUGCUCUAGGGAUAUCAGCCAUUAUUGUUGCUCAGUGGGACCGAUUUGCGACGCCUAAGCACCGGCUAACAAGAGCAGGUGUAUUUCUGGGUCUUGGCCUGAGUGGUAUAGUACCCACUUUACAUUUCACCAUCGCUGAAGGUUUUGUAAAGGCAACGACUGUUGGACAGAUGGGCUGGUUUUACUUGAUGGCUGCAAUGUACAUCACCGGGGCUGGGUUGUAUGCAGCUCGCAUUCCAGAACGUUUCUUCCCUGGAAAAUGUGAUAUCUGGUUCCAGUCGCAUCAGUUGUUUCAUGUCCUGGUGGUAGUUGCAGCCUUUGUUCACUUCCACGGUGUGUCCAACCUGCAGGAAUUCCGAUAUGGGCUUGAAGGAGGGUGCACAGAUGAUUCGCUGCUCUAAAACCCAGGACUGCUGCAGAGAAUUCUUAUCAAUGAGACCUAAAGUGCAUUGAACCUUCUCUUUCUUCAUUUUCUUAUACACAAAAAAAAAUUGUCUCUCGCCUACCCUCCCCUCAGAAACAAAACUUUUGAAAAGGACAGAUUCUUUUAUCAGUGAAAUGAGCGCGGGCAGGGCAGAGUCAGUGAAAGAAGCUGGGUGAAUAUUAGCGAGGAUGUUAGACCCUGCCAAACCCCCAGUCACAGUAACUUCAUUCAGAGAGCCCCCAGAAAGGAGGCAACACUAAGGACAAUGGGAACUCCUGUCAACCAGAAUAAACUUGGCCGGUGGUGAUUGGUCCAUCCAUCAGCCUGUUGGAAACCCUUGCAGCUGGAGGAGCUGAAGUGAACCUCGACACUGCCACAACAACAUCUCAAGUUCAUACAUCACUCUUCACUUAAAAAUAAAAUCCCAAGGGGCUUUGCAGGAACACAAUCAAACUAAAUUUGACACUGAGCCACACAAGGUGGCAGAUGACUGAAAGGUAGGUUUUAAGAAGCAUUUGAAGGAGGGGGUGGUUCUGUCAGCUGAAGGACAGGCACCAGUGAUGGAGAGACUAAACUCAGAGUGCUCAAGAGCUUGGAGUUGGAGGACCACAGACCUCAAAGGGAUUUAGGGCUGGAGGGGAUUACAGAGGUACGGAGGGGAGAGGCCAAGGGAGGUUUAAAAAGGUGAGAAUUUUGAAAUCAGAUUGUGCUUACCUGGAAGCCCAUUUGAAUCAGACGCACGGGUGAUGAAUGAGUUGAGGUUGUUGUGAGUAAGAGCACAAGCAGCAGAAUUUGAACGGCCUUCUCUAUGGAAGGUAGAACUAAGGAUGCCAGGGAUGUAGUGAAGCCAUCAGGUUUUGGCAGUUAACAACAAGGAUUGUGUCGGGGGGGUGGGGGAAGUGCGUGCAGCAGCAGAGCUGAGGCAAGGCUGGAGCCAGGCAGGAUUUCUGAAGUGUUGGAGCAAAUGUGUGGGAAUGCCAUAUUAAGAAUCAAAAUGACACUAAAACUGCAACAGUCUGGUUUAGUCUCGGGCAGUUGCAAGGAAGAGGAAUGGAACUGAUGGAGUUUGUGGAAGUGACUGAAUGCACUGGUUCCAUAGAACAACAAUACAGCACAAUACAGGCCCUUCGGCCCACCAACAUACUCAUGUUUCACUUGCCUCAACACACAUUUGAAGGGAAUUUCUGCUUAUCCAGUGCUGGAGAUCAAUAAAGCUGCCUAAUAAAUUGGAGAUGUUGAAAGAGAGGUAGUGGUGAGGUGAAGCUGGAUGUUGUCAUGUAGAAACUGCUACUGUUUUUCAAUUAUAUCACUGUGUAGAUGAGAAAUAUGAGUGGGCCUAGGAUGUAUCCUUGUGAGCGUGUGGGGGUCUCCAGAGAUAACAUUGCAGGGGUGGGAAGAGAAGUGAUUGCGAACAAUGCUUUAGUUAGGCCCAGGUGGUAGGAAUAGAACAAGGAGACUAUACACAGUGAAGAGGCUUUGGAGGAAGAUAGUGUGGUUAACCUUGUCAGAGGAGGCUGUAGCUGGAUUGGGAGGUGAGGAGAGAGAGAUUACAAUUGUCCACUCACAUAAGACGUAUUCCGGGAAUGCCUCAUGUCUGGAGAACGCUAGCACACUGAGCACUUUCAGAUCCUUUCCUUUCAUUUGAUCUACUGAGCUGCUACUCUUCAGCAGCUGAAAUCCAUUGGCAAGGACUGUGACUGAGUGUGGGGCGAAAAUAAAACUAGAACAGUAGCGCUGACAAAUGGGCACUUUACAGUAAGUGAUGUAGGGUAGCGCACAGUAUUUAUUUAAAGGGGCUUUAAGAUUGCUUGUAUAGAUAUGUAUAUUUCUUCACAGGUAUUAUAAAUUAAUUUCCAGAAGGGAGAGUAACAAAUGUACGUAGUUAAUGCUAGACCUGACACUGAUGAAGAUAAGUAAUCUGUACCCUGCAAUAAAAAAGAUUGGUCUAGA